Messenger RNA from Bipolaris oryzae ATCC 44560, 507 nucleotides. RefSeq lists its product as uncharacterized. Bases 1 to 507 code for a protein of 168 amino acids. Lineage: Eukaryota; Fungi; Ascomycota; Dothideomycetes; Pleosporales; Pleosporaceae. The transcript has a single exon. The record is from RefSeq and is a predicted model, not a curated record.
AUGGCAAUCUGCUCUGCAUGCCCCCCUCCCCCCCAUCCCCCUUGUCCGCCCAAGAGCACCCUCACAGCACGGCAGCACGGCAGCACGGCGGCUCUGGGGCUCUGGGGGCGGCCGUCGCACGUAGCCGUCGAUGCUCGCUGGGCCAGGCUGGGAGCUAUGACGGUGCAGAGUGAGGCAUGGGGUCUGUGUGGCCUCCGUGCUAUGUUUCGACAUGCCGCUAUCAGCCCUCGUCGGCGGCUUCUCGCUAAUCCCAAUGGAAACUGGGUAGCCCUGUACGUAGAUCCUAGCAGCAGAAGCAACAAGCACUGGAUUUCUUCAGUCUUCCGUCCGCUCCUCUUCGAGCUCCACCUCUCUGCUCCAGCCCGCCGUGGUGCUUGUGCCGUCCUUCCUUUGCCUCUUCGCGCCGUAGUGGCUCCCUCACCCCCCCAAAACCGUCUGCUUGCCGACUCCCGACUCGUGCUGCUGGCUCGCCAUCCGUCAUCAACCAGGCACCUUGACAUGCCAUAA